AUGCCUCGCUAUCUUGAAGUGGCAGAACAUUGCUACGUAGAAAGUGAACUCGCACAGCUUUUUGCAACACAAAUGGCAUUUUCUCAUUCGGAGACCGUCUGGAACACAUUCUAUCUCUAUGCCUUACUGCGAGACUGCAUACGACAAUCUGUGGGACUGGUACUACCUCACUGUGGAAGCCAUAAAGAUCAUCUAAAUGCUCGAUUGCUUGAACAAAACUUGUGUGUGGCUGGAACAGGGCAGGAGCAGUGGGCACAUGCAUGCAGAGAUUGUGCAAAGGUGAUUGUCGAGCAUGAUGGCUCCUGGUCUCGUAUCACUGCAUGUGUGAUGGAUGGUGUCACUGUCAGUCAUCCAAGGUGCAAUGUAGCUGACUGCAUUGAGUCGCUGGCAUCACCACGUGAUCGCUUCUGUCCCAUUCAUGCCAAUUUGCAUAUGCGAUGCGCGAUACAUGGCUGCAGUGCAAACACAUGUCAAGGCUUUUGCACUUGCAAGAAUCCCGUUCAUCGCGGCAUAGAAUUGUCGAUCGGAGGUCUGUCCUCACCUCCAAGGCUCAAGACGUCCUUGACGCGCAAGUGGACACAUAACGAGCAACUCAUGGUACGAUGCUGUGGAAUUAUUAUAUCACGAGUGACAUUUUUCCAUGCAGAGUCUCUUGUCAAUGCCACGAAUUUUAUUCUUGCCACUUUUCCAGCUCGCUUCUCCUGUGCUUGUCCAUCCUAUCUCUUCUUCGAUAACAACUGCUGCCUGCUACGGCACCUGAUUGCCGCUGGUGAGCAUCGACUGGACACAAUAGGAUUUCCUGUUGAUGUCUUUCACGCUAUCAACAAGCACAAGGACUCCGAUGCUUUCUGUCAGAUGCACUGCAAUCCAGCAGGUUUCCCUGAGCUUUACGAUGAGCACAACCAGUGGAUGUUUGACUCUUCAGCUGCUGAGCAGGCGAACGUCUGGUUUGGAAGUUUCAAUCCAUAA
Laetiporus sulphureus 93-53 is the source of this 969-nucleotide messenger RNA. RefSeq lists its product as uncharacterized. The transcript is spliced from 5 exons. The record is from RefSeq and is a predicted model, not a curated record. Lineage: Eukaryota; Fungi; Basidiomycota; Agaricomycetes; Polyporales; Laetiporaceae. Bases 1 to 969 code for a protein of 322 amino acids.